Molecule: messenger RNA, 672 nt
Organism: Meloidogyne enterolobii
Lineage: Eukaryota; Metazoa; Nematoda; Chromadorea; Rhabditida; Meloidogynidae
Source: the annotation of a GenBank genome assembly
AUGUACGAGUCUAGUCAAAAAAAUCAUUCCUCCUCAUCAAAACGACAGCAAAAACAGCAACAACAAUUAAAUGGCCAUACUAAUGGCCGAAUAGGAAGUGGAAGACGAGUACAUGUUUUAGACAACAAUAUUUAUUCUCAACAACAUCCUAGUAAAAUGGUUGUUGAUCAUACUUGUAGUAGUUCCCCCCAACAAUGUGAUUGUUGCCCCUAUGGUUACCACAUUGAUUUGGGUUUUAAUUGGUCAAAUGAGGAAAAGAAGCGGAAUCGUCGAUUGUUGGCAUCACCCAGUUCUGACAAGACCAUGCUGGACUUGUCUGGUUCUGACAUUGCAAAUAUUAGUUCCUCAUACCCCGCUAAUGAUUCAAUUCUUAGUACAAAUUUCUCCCCUUACAUGGAGGAAGAAGAAUUGCCAGAAUUAUUAGAACAACAAACUCACCAACAAUAUCAACAACAACCACAUUUUAAUAAUAAUUCUAACAUUUGUUUUAACAAUCAACAACAAAAUGGCAACAACAAACACAAUUUAACAAACCGCCAAACAUCCUCUAUUUCUCAACAACAACAAUUACAAAGCAUUUUAAAGAAAAAUGCUGAUGUUUGGAAACAAGGAAAUAUUAGUAAUUCGCAAACUCAAGUUUUAAGGAAUAUAAAUCAACAGGUGUUUAAAUAA